Meloidogyne enterolobii is the source of this 713-nucleotide messenger RNA. NCBI's taxonomy places the organism in Eukaryota, Metazoa, Nematoda, Chromadorea, Rhabditida, Meloidogynidae. The record is from the annotation of a GenBank genome assembly.
AAUGCCCCCUUUACCCCAGUUAAAUCAACAAAAUUUAUUACAAAAUUCCACAUCUUCCCCAAAUAAUAAUCAACAACACCUUAGCAAAAUUCCAACAACUUUGAGAAGGUAUCAAAGAAAGUCUCAAAAUUCUAACGAAAAAAGAAGAAGAUUAACUUUAGAUUUAAGUCUAUACACGGCUGUAGCCGACGAAGCAAUAAUGUUUAGUAGCGUCAAUAGUAACACAACAAUAACUUCUUCAACAGCAAUAACGUCUUCUACAACUUCAACUUCUUCAAACUCCUCAAAUGGAGGAGGAGGGGGUUGCCAUUAUAAUCUUCCCCCUCUUCCCUCCCCAGCUACUCCUCUUCCAACCUCCAACACCCAUUCUCGAGUUCAUUCACUUUCUAGAUCACAAACCCCGACAAACAACUCUUCCCCAAUGAAUGGGUCAAUGACAACAAUAUUUAGCGGAACAACACAAACAUUGCCUAGAGAAAAACCUCUAGCAUCACCCAAAUGUUUUGGCAAAAAUACUCAUAUUCUUAAAGAAGAAUAUGAUAGAGAAAGGCAGCGGUGGGAGAAGAAGCUUGAAGAAGCUGAACAGAAACUUUGUGAAGCUGCGGCUAAUAAUGCUGAAUUGUUUCAGACAAAGGCUGAACUUAAUAGAAAAAUUAUUGACUUUGAAAAGAGCCAGGCAAGAAUUUUUUUUGAAAAUUUUUUAAUAAAUUGAC